Ascochyta rabiei is the source of this 1833-nucleotide messenger RNA. RefSeq lists its product as uncharacterized. NCBI's taxonomy places the organism in Eukaryota, Fungi, Ascomycota, Dothideomycetes, Pleosporales, Didymellaceae. The transcript has a single exon. The coding region runs from base 1 to 1833 and encodes 610 amino acids. The record is from RefSeq and is a predicted model, not a curated record. Gene Ontology annotation, molecular function: transmembrane transporter activity. Gene Ontology annotation, biological process: transmembrane transport.
AUGUCAGGCUACUACGGUCCCUCAUUCUCCAGACCGCCUUCAAGGCCCAACUCACUGGCCGCGUCCAGGGCCAACUCGAUAGCCCAGUCCCGAAACAACUCCUUCGUGGCGUCGAGGAACAAUUCCUUCGUAGCAGCAAGCACACCCGCCACUCCACGGGCUCAUUCUACUGCUGCCACGACACCGCACGCCUACCUCUCCCGGGCUAACAGCAAGGACAACGACAAGGAAGAAGAUGGUGCCGAUACUCCUGAUUACAACUCAGAGGUGAUCCGCAAUGAGCAGGGCGAACCCGUGAUCGGGAGAGUUGUCGGUGGAAAGCAUGUCAGCGAAGGGAACAACGACGUCGAUGCGGACUGCGGCCCCAUCAAGACGGUCGACAUUGAUAUGCCACUGACCCUCACCGAGACAGUCAAGCACAACGACAAGGAGUACAUCGUUCUCACCUUUGCCACCGGCGACAGGGAGAACCCUUUCAACUGGAAUCCUUGGUACAAGCGCAGCAUCACCACCAUGCUCAAUCUCAUGACGCUCUUCAUCGGUCUCGCAACCACAGCCUACUCUUCAGGCAUCAACAGUAUGUGCGAAGAGUUCGGCGUCGGCAGUCUCCAGGGCCAAUGGGGUCUGUUCACUUUCAACAUGGCUUGUGCCGUUGCGCCCAUGGUCCUUGCUCCUUUCUGCGAGCUUGUCGGUCGCAAGAUCGUCUACGCUUCCUCUUUCCUGUGCUUCUCGCUACUUUUCAUCGGGCUUGCGCUCGCCCCAGACAUCAACACCAUCAUCGGCCUUCGUCUCCUUCUUGGUCUUUUUGGCUGUGUCGGUACCAUCUUGGUUGGAGGUACAUUCGACGACAUGUACCCGGCUGAGAAGCGUGGUCGACCUAUGGCUAUGUUCAGUUUCGUUGCCAUUUUCGGUACCGUUUCCGCACCCAUCUAUGCCGGUUUCAUCGACCAGGCCAUUGGAUGGCGUUGGAUCGAAGGCAUCCAAGGCAUUGCUAACGUGCCCUUGCUCAUCGCCAUCUUCCUCGCUUUCCCCGAGACUCGCGGUGGUGUCUGCCUUCACAAGCGCGCGGUCGCACUCCGCAAAGCGACAGGCGACGAGCGCUACGUGGCCGAAGACGACAUCUACACGCCUGACGUCCAGUCCAUGUUGAAAGCUUCGUCCGUCAAGGCCAUCCGUAUGCUAGUCACCGAGCCUGUCGUUUUCGCCUUCGGCAUGUGGAUUGCCUUCUGUUGGGCCGUAGUGUUCCUGUUCCUGUCCGUCAUCCCUAUCACCUUCUCCGAAAAGCGCGGUUGGAACGAGGGCGUCGCAGGCCUGCCGUACAUUUCGCUCGCCAUUGGCACGUUCCUCGGCUGGGCAGCGCACCACUUGCAGAUGCGCAAGUACAAUAAGCUCCAAGCCGACCCUGCCGUCCAAGUGGUGCCCGAGCACCGCCUCUACGGAGCCAUGUUCGGCGCCGUCUGGCUCCCCGUCGGUCUGUUCAUCUACUCCUUCACCCAGUACGGAUACAUUCCCUGGAUCGCGCCGACCAUCGGCCUCGCACCCAUCGCGUUCGGCAUCUUCUUCGUCUUCGAGUCGACAUACAGCUACACCGCUGACUGCUACGGCGAGUCCUCAUCGUCUGCCAUCGCGGGCCAAGGUCUCAUGCGCAACACCCUCGGCGCCGUGACCCCACUCUUCGCCAGCGCCUUCUUCCACAACGUCGGCAGCCAGUACGCGGGCCUGAUCCUCGCCCUGUUCGGCACCUUGCUUAGUCUCAUCCCUUUCGUCAUGUUCAAGUACGGACACCAGCUGCGCGCGCGGAGUAAGCUGGCUCAAGAAUUUGGCGGCAAGUAG